GGUCAGUGCCUAUCGUUGUCGGUGGAUCGUCGGACUGACAUUCAAACCAGGAACAUUUAUGUCUGAAUACCCGUCAGUGUGCGUUGUCUCUCCAGGCAAAUUAAAAAACUGGUUUUGUCAUCGAAGACAAAAAGAACAAAAUGAAAUACGGAUUACAAACAAAGAUUUCGAUGAGGUUGAUCAUUUUACUAUUAUCUUUUGGUAUUUUAACGAAGGCUAAAAUUCUAAACGAAUGUGAAGCCAUGCGUGAACUUCAACGUGGUGGCAUCUCAAGAACAUUCAUGAGUAAUUGGAUUUGCCUGAUGAAGAACGAAAGUGGUAUGAAUACUCAACUCAUCACUGGUCCAAAAGGUGCAUCCAACUAUUACUACGGUAUAUUUCAAAUCAGCAGUAGCAAAUGGUGUACACGUGGUCGCAUCGGUGGUAUUUGUAAUAAACGUUGUGAAGAUUUUGCUAACGACGACAUACAGGAUGACAUAGUUUGCGCUAAAAAAAUUUCUAACAUGGAUGGAUUCAAAGCUUGGAAUGAAUGGACCAAGAAAUGCAAGAACAAACCGUUACCGAAUAUAAGAAACUGUCAAAGACGACGAUGAAUGUCAUAGAAGGAAAUAAUCGUUGAUUAUUUUAAUGAUCUAUAGAAGGAAAAAUACAAAAUAUCAACGAUUUAUGACUUAGAUAAAUAGUACAUCAGUAUGCGUGCCUUUACUGUGUCAAAAGAAGGAGGUAGCGGAGAACAGAACGGUCUUGAAACAACGAACGUGUGGCUGAUAUUCUGGAAAGAUGAUCGUGGCGAUGAAAUUCGAAUGUAGUAUCAGUGACCUCUGCAAAGGUCGUUUCUCCGCAUCGUCUUGAAGAAAGUGAAUCAAUGAGAAACGAAGGUAACAGGUAAAUCUCGGUCACUGUUGCUCUUGAGGUGAUCAAAGCUUGCUCAUCGUAACGGAAAGUACCUUCUAUUGGCAAAAUCUACUUACGAAAAUUUUUUGCCAAACUACGAACGGAUAACUAAAAAUACUAGCAACAAACAAGGAAAUAAGAAAAAUGCUUAUUUCUCAUCGAUUAAAAGAAAGUAACUUUGUUGUAGUUAUUUAAUCGGAGAAUUUCGACUUUACAGAUUUCACUUAACCGAAGAGAAAAUCUUGUUAAACCGAUAAAUCUAACAUCGAUUUAUACAAAGCAACGUUAUAAAUAUAGAAACUACGAAUCUUUGUAAAUCCUAAUCCUCUAUAGCUUUGGCAUUACGCGGAUCGUUAAGAUUGUGUAAUUUCCGUAACGUCGUAAGCAACUCUUCUCUACACUACCGAUCCCUAUACAAAGAUAUAUGAAAUAUCGUUCACACGAAGGAAGUACGAGGCAUCGCAUCGAUACGAUGGCAGCAAGCGCGCACCAAAUGAGUUUUGAAACGGAAAAGAAAGUGCUGAGAUUUGAAACGGUGCUAAGAUGAUUAGGAGGGGAAUGGAAUGGAAUAACGUUCACUACACGAGUUAAUAUUGUAACGUUACCAUUUCCACUUUUGAUUACGUUAACGUAACGUUGAUUGUUCUUUUGAAUUUUGGCGUUUCGAAGUUAAUUAUAAUCGAUCGUAAAAGUCACGAUAUAUAUAUAUAUGUGAAUGUGAUAUCGUGAUAUAUAUGUACGUACAUAUUUAUAUACUUGACGUUUCAUUCGUAUAAUUCUAUCUCUCAGAUGAGACUCUUAGAGAAACUACUAUAUGCGAUCUUUUGCCUAGUAGCCGGUUUCUAAUGCGGGCGGCUGCGACAUGCAGAGGUUGUUAAACGAUUGCCUAAUCGAAAGACAAGAAUGUCUUUAACAAUCCAAUCUUUCUCAUAUACUGCUCUUCGAACUUUGUUAUUUAAAAAAUAUGUCAAUAAAUAUAAAAAACAAAGAAUUUAAAGAAACAAAAAAAAACAUUGCUCUUAAAAUAUUGAAAAACUAUAUGAAUUUAAUUAAUUACCUAGUAAUCGUAAUUUGUAGAUAUAUCUGUCAAAGAGGGAUAAAAUCUAAGAUCUGUCGCAAAUAUUUAUCUUCGUCGAGCAGAUUCGCAUUAGCAUACUAAUACGAGAGGAGAUACUCCAUUACUAAUAGCACACUGUAGUUUUAUAAGUUCAGUGGCAGUCGUGCCAACAUGGAGGUCUUUACUAAAAAUCGCAAAUAUGAAUCGUUGAGAAUACUAUAAAAGUUUUCAUCAAACAUUAACUCAUGAUAUAAAUGGAUUUAUACAAAAUACUUUUUUGAUUAAUUUUUAAUCUACAAUCAUAUAUCGUAUGAUAGAAAAUCGAUAAAUUUAUAUUAUUUCAACGUGAAUCUUCGAUUACGCAUCAUCUUGUGUCUUCCCUUUCACCUUUCACUUUUGGCCUUAACGUAUUAGAUCUUUCUCUUCACUCUUGUUUUCUCGAAACGAUAUCUCAACACAACGAUGCACGACGUACACAAAUCUAAUUCAAUCAGUAUUAUGUAAACAUCCUUGCAUCCUAUGAAAAAUAAUUUAUAAAAGAAUUUUAAUUGUCAAAUUAGCUAUUCAGUAAUAAAUUUCUAAAUAAUUUUGUAGAAAUAUUUUUAUACUACUUUUAAUCACAAAAGUAUUUUAAAUAUUAUAACAAACUUUCAACAAUGUAAUGAGCUACUUUUAUCAAGGCUGGAAAUUACUCAAGGUAAUUAGGAUCGCACUAAAAGAAAGUAACGUUCACGUCUAAGAUGAAAAUAUUCAGAGCUAACACAAAACGCGUAUAUAUUUAUCUAUAUAUAUAUGUAUCUUUGAAUUAAGGGAGAAGAUUCAUACGAGACACUUUUCACACGUUAUUAUAUCCUACAUCCGGCAGGAAAGAUUUCACAGGAUCAAAGAAAAACUUACACGCAAAAGAAAAGAGAAAAAUAUAGAGAGAGAGAGGGAAAAAAUAAGGAGAAAGAGAGAGGGGGGAGGGAUGGAGGGAGAGAGAGGGAGAGAGAAAGAGACAAAGAGAGAGAGAGAGAGAGAGAGAGAGAGAGAGAGAGUGAGGAGGAAGAAGAUGAUACGAGCAAGAAGCUUAUGGCCGAGCGAAAGUGAAGCCUCGAGCACACGGAUCCCCUUCCUUCCCCCGACCUUCUUUCCGCAACCCCGUAACGUCAGUAUUCGAGAAACUCAGAUACAGCACAUGGCACCUUCUCGUGGCUAGGAGGCAGCUCAGAGUUUCCUGAGGCAUUUGCUAAGUAAAGUGCUUGUCACUGGAAGAAAUCGAAAUUUCCUGGCGCCGAGAAUCGAACGUAAAAAGAAAAAAGAAAAAAGAAAAGAAAAUGAUAUAUCUAAAAAUCUACGAAGAAUGAGAAGAAGUAAAAAAAAAUGAAAACUGUUGAGCGUCCUUGUUCACUUGCUGUUCUUUUUAUUUAUUUUUUCUUUAUUUUUUUAUCUUCUUAUACGACGUCGACACGUGAAAGCGAUCGUACAAAAUUUCAUGAGUCUUUUCGAGGUCACACAUAUGUAAGCACGGACAUACAUACAUAUGAGGUCGAGAUAAACAUUUACGAUUUGAGUAUAAAAUUGGGCUACAGUGGAUUAUGAGGAAUAAAAAGAGGUUGAUAAAAAAAUGAGGGAAAGAAUAUAGAAUGUGAAAGAUCAGAAGGAAAGAACAAAAAAAAAGAAAACACGAGGUUGAUGUAUAUCAAGAAGUGGGUCAAAGGGUCACAACUCAGAUAAUUAAUUUCUCAUGGAAGAAAGCGAUUUCCCUCUCGUUUAGUUGUACCAUCACCGAUCGGAUCACAACUGGACGUUGUGAUUCGAAAUGAAAACGUCUUUUCCUGUAAAAAUGUGUACGAAAAAGAGAGAAAGAAUAUGCAGGAUGAGAAACUGGGGAAAUAGAAAGAUGAACGACCGAUAGAAAUUCAUACGAAUUCUUUAAAUUGCGAAUUAUGAUUACGUCAUAGAUAUAUAAAAUAAUUCCGUUUUAGAAAUGAUACAACUGCUAUCCAGUGAUCAUUCGAAAUUGCAGAUUCAAAGAAUCUGAUGUAAAACCGUUGAAUGUAUUGGAAUUUUCAACCACGUUGUUUGCAUUUUGCCCAAUAUCUUAGUAAUCAUAUUCGAAUUUUAGAUGGGUCAUACGUAUAUCGUAUGCGAGACGAAACCAAAAGAACAGGUCCACUUGUCCAUUUACCAUGUUCACUUGUCCACUUGUAAUAGGUAUUCAUAAAACGUUUUUACAUAAGGCAUUGCGGUAUUAAAUUCUUUCGAAAUCAUUGAAGACCCUGAGCAAAUAACGAGAGAUUCGUUAUGUAAACUGUCUAUGAAUGCUUCGCCGAAAAAGAAAUUUUUUUAAUUAUUGUACGUCGAAAUCCUCUAAGUAAUUACAUUAAUUAUUGCAAAAAGAAAUAUUUUUUAUAAUAUAUCGAUACAAUCGAAAAUCGUUUGUCUGUUAAGAUCAAUCACGAUUUUGCAUAGACUACAAAAAUGAUCACAAUGAUCGAUAUACCAAGUUUCAUAGAUAUUGUAAUGGAAUAUUGGGUAUACGGAGUCUAGGUCUAGGACGUAACUUGUAAAUAGUAUUUCACUAUAGUCGACGAAGCAGACUAAAUUUCACAAUUCCUAUAUUCACCAAAUCUCGCGUAGAUAUAUCUUUUAAUAGAGAUUCGAGGGCCAAUCUUUUACACGUAGACCACUGGAAUAACAGUCGAACAAAGUGAGAGAGAGAGAGAGAGAGAGAGAGAGAGAGAGAGAGAGAGAGAGAGAGAGAAAGAGAGAGAGAGAGA
Messenger RNA from Vespa velutina, 4713 nucleotides. Its product is annotated as lysozyme c-1-like. Lineage: Eukaryota; Metazoa; Arthropoda; Insecta; Hymenoptera; Vespidae. Bases 141 to 593 code for a protein of 150 amino acids. The transcript has 2 exons. The record is from RefSeq and is a predicted model, not a curated record.